AUGGGCAACUGCUGCGGCAGCGAAGACAAGAACUUCUCGGGUGAAGGAAGAACAUUAGGUGCACAACCCGCGAGUGCUCCAGCACGGACGGGCAAUGCCUCCGCAGCUGCCCCACCCAAGAUCGGCGGCGUAGGGCGGACAUUAGCUGGCAAGGACUCCUCGCCGUCUUCUGGCCAGGAUCCGAAGGCGGCGGCUGCGAGGGCGGCGGAGGUAAGAUCACUUUCCUCUACCAACAUCAAGGAGAAGACUGCUGGACGCAGCAGUGUGGAGCGACGUCAUGGCAGUGGUGGCAGGAUGGAACGUGCAAAAGCAAAUACGCAAGGACGAGGCAAACUCGGCAAACAGCUCGAUGCACAACGGAGUCAGAGUCAGGCCAACGCUUUAGCUCAGACGGCACGCGAUAAUGUCGCUUCGAGGGAUGCGGAUGCGGCGGCGCAAGCGAGGAAUUAUAACUGA
This is a messenger RNA of Recurvomyces mirabilis, 456 nucleotides long. RefSeq lists its product as uncharacterized. Bases 1 to 456 code for a protein of 151 amino acids. The transcript is spliced from 2 exons. Lineage: Eukaryota; Fungi; Ascomycota; Dothideomycetes; Mycosphaerellales; Teratosphaeriaceae. The record is from RefSeq and is a predicted model, not a curated record.